Messenger RNA from Lagopus leucura (white-tailed ptarmigan), 1520 nucleotides. RefSeq names its product nuclear pore membrane glycoprotein 210-like. The record is from RefSeq and is a predicted model, not a curated record. Gene Ontology annotation, cellular component: nuclear pore. NCBI's taxonomy places the organism in Eukaryota, Metazoa, Chordata, Aves, Galliformes, Phasianidae. The transcript is spliced from 9 exons. The annotation marks the transcript as partial.
AGACGACUUGCUGCUCAUUAGACCCGCAAAUCAGAAUCACAGCUACGUUGCUCAGGCCGUGAGCAGAGGAUUGACGCUCCUGACUGUGCAGGACAGGAGGCAGCCAGGGCUGGUGGACUGCAUCCCUGUGCCCGUGCAGUGUGCCAUCGAGCCAGAGCUGCCUGGGGCCCUCGCAGUAGGAGAUGUUGUCUGUUUCAGCUCACCCCUCGUCAGCCAGGAAGGUGACCCGGGGACGUGGCACGUUUCCCCCCCCUCCGUGCUGAUCAUAGACAGCAUGAGUGGAGCAGCGUUAGCGAGGAGCUCUGGAACUGCUCUUGUCUUCCUUGAUAUCCCAGGGAUUGUGAAGACACACAGAGAGGUGGCAGUCGAUGCCUCGUCCCGCUUACAUCUCCAGGCUGCUCAGAAAAGCUUUUUAACCAACGCUCCCAAUUCCUCUGCGUUCCGCCUUCUCAUUGCCACGGGCAGCGGGAGAGAAACCCUCCAAGGCUCCUGCAGCUCCGCUCAGGUCGGUGCCAUCAGGCAGCGUUUGGUCCCUCAGUCCCACCUGCGGUGCCAGCUGAAGUUCAGCAGCGGCGUGGAGGGCGUUGCAGCGGGGGACGUCUUCCACGUGAGCUCCGAGUUCAGCACCCAGGAAGGUCUCUAUGUCUGCGUCAUCACCGCUAAACCGCAGCCCAGGGAAGCCCUGCGGGCGCUCAGCACAACCGACGCCUCUGUGCACGUCCUGGUUUCUCUCAGCAGCGACACACAGAGCAUCCUGGUUCCUUUCCUCCCUGCCUUCUCCCUCGGUCACUCAGAAUUAGCCUUCAGCAGCACGCAGCCGAGCGCCGUGCUGAGCGUGCUGGGAGCCGAGCAAGUCCUGGAACAACUGGAGGUUCAGUCCAGCUCUCCAGCCUUGGCAGUGGCGCCUCCCGAGUUCUUUUCCGACAAGCCCGGGCUCGUGCAUUACGCCGUGCGUGUGCUCGACUUCAGCUCCCUCCGCCAGGGGCCGCCGGUCUCCAUCACCGUCUCUUGUCCUCUCACCGGCCAAAGGGACGUGGUCACAUCCAGAGCCGUCGCGGCGGAGCAGCCCCCGGGGCAGCGCGGCGCGGUGGGAAUUCACCGGCAGCUCGCGAGCUCCUUCCAGAUCCUCCUCUUCACUCUCUUUGCCGUCCUGGGAUCCACAGCUGUUACUUACCUCGCAUGCAACGCCUUCCUGGCCAGGCUGCAGGCUGUGCCCCUCGUUUAUGCGCCCAACACGGCUGUGCCUCAGGCAGGCGUUUUCCACCCCCCCGGCCCCACGCAGGGAGGCAGGAGGACGCAGCUGGGGCUGUGGAGCGUGCAGAACUGAAUCUGAGCGCCCUCGUACCGCGUGGAGCUGCUGUGUUGUGAGUGGGGGGAGGGCAGCACCCAGCUCCCCCCCUCAUCUGUUGGGCUGAAGCACGCAGGUCGGCUGUUGGCCGUUGAAAGAAGGUGGAGGCAGUUCGGCAGCUCGGCAGAAGCCAACAGCCCCACCUCCCUCCCUUCACGAGCAAUAAAACCAA